Ceratitis capitata (Mediterranean fruit fly) is the source of this 4353-nucleotide messenger RNA. RefSeq names its product myb-like protein AA. The transcript is spliced from 8 exons. NCBI's taxonomy places the organism in Eukaryota, Metazoa, Arthropoda, Insecta, Diptera, Tephritidae. Gene Ontology annotation, molecular function: protein binding. The record is from RefSeq and is a predicted model, not a curated record.
UUUUAUUUUUUUAAAAAUAAAAGAAUAAAUAAAAGCGUUGAAGAGAGAAGAACAUUGGAAAAUUUUUCUAAAAUUCAAUAAAACUUGAAUACUGUAAAGUAAAAGUGAAACAUGAGAUCACACGCAGAAAAUAAAAGUGUUAAAGUAAAAAGAAAUAUUUAUUUUACUUCCCCAAUUUCAAACAAAAUUUCUUUAAAAAGAUGAAAUUCGUGUAAAAGUAAGUGACAAGAAAUAUAAAAUGGACCAGAAGGAGUUAAAAAUACCAUACAUCAAGUAAAUCGAUAAAUCUAUGAAAGACUGAUUUUGUUUAAAUUCCCAGAAUUUGUGUUGAGCACAUAUUUCGAAAACAAAAUAUACACGGAAAAUUACAAAAGUGAAUGAAAAACAAACACAACGAUUGAAUUAUACAAAAAAUACCAUAGAAACAUUUAUCGCCAACGUAUGAAUCCCUACAAUUCUGCUUGCUACAAUACGAUGGCACAGAAAAUGUUAAUGCUCAUGGCAAUUUUAAUUGCAAACGCCUGCAUAGCGGGCACCAUACCCGCCACACCCGAAAACAUCACCGUCACCUUCCUAACGCCAACAACGGUGCGCGUUUCCUGGCAAACGAUGAUCGAUUUGAAUGCGCAUCCAAUUGAAAAAUAUAUUGUGACAUAUAAGCCGACAGAUGACAGGGUUGUCCAGGAUGUCGCCGGUAAUAGUGAGGCAAUCAUUUUAGAUCGUCUAUCGCCCAGCACACAAUACUCGAUAGCGGUGACGGCGAUUUGGCUUGGAAAGAAGUAUCGCAGUAGGCAGAUAAUAUUUCGUACUUUAGAUAUGCCUAAGACUUCAUCGCAACAGGACUAUGCGCCCGGGCAUGUGACCGGUGCGCUUGGCAGCCAUAAUAGUGUUAGUAAUGUAAAUGCAGGCAUCGCCGGUGGUGGAGCAGGCGGUGCGACUGGUGGUGGGACAGGUCUUAUCGGUGGCAAUUUGGCUAGCGCAGCGGCAGGAAAUGGUAACGGUACUUAUGGUGACGAGGUAACAUCAACAGCCACCAAUAUGGGGCAGAGACCACGUGAAUUGCCAACCAUACGAGGCGUUGAAAUUGGUAUUGUCCUUAUCGUGUUGAUGGUAUGGGCUGGCGCUAUUGCGCUCUUCUUCAAUCGUUGGGGUAAAAUCCGUAUGCUGCUCCCAUAUCAACCGGACUACAAGCAUGAACAAUUGAAAGUGCCCGGCACAGGCGUUUGCACUGGGGCCGGCUGCAAUGGCCAACAUUCACAUCAGUGUUUGCCGCGUUGCGAGGGUUGCGGACUCUUCGAUCGCUGCUUUCAGUAUCCGCGCCGCGAAUUGGAACGCGACUGCGGUUGCCAAUUUGCAUUGCUGCAUAAGGCCGAUGUGGAGAGCUAGCAACCAGCGCAUGGUGAUGGCGUUGCAUCGUCGGAAGGCUACGUCAAGGUCGACAGCAUCGACAGCCCUACCGCGGCGUUGGCGACACCAUUGCACAGCUGUGGCGCCAACAGUUGCCUGCGCCUGGAAAAUGAAAUAACCAGUCGCGAUGGUGAUGCCGGCGGCAGCCGCUAUAAUAUCAACGACAGCGAUAGCGAUAGUGAUGGUAGCGCCAACGAACGAGUGAAUGAAAGGGAUACUCUCGAUGAUGACGAUGUUGACGUAGUAGAUGGCGGUCGUAUGCAGCACGAUCACUGCACAUUGCACGAGCAGCAGCGUUCGCAACAACAUCAUCAACAACAUCAACUGCUCAUACAGUCGAAAUCGAAAGUUGGCCUCAAGGAUGGCAGCGGCGGUGGCGGCGGCGGCAUAACUGGAACUGGCGAUCAUAAAGUGAGACAGAAACGUUUCGCACAACAACGCAGCAUUUUGAAGAAUUCCACAGAACGUUCGAGCAAUCACGACGAACAGGACCUGCUGGAGGCGAAAAAGCAAUUGAUAUUGCGGCGACGACGGCUCUUCAGUCACUACCGUCAGUACGAGCAGUGGCGUCGGCGUCAAUUCAGCUACGAUCCAUGCUAUUAUCGCGCCACACCGCUGCCAAUCGGCCAGUCGACCUAUGCGGCCAACACCACCACCACCAUCAAUUAUGCUGGCGGUUAUGGUAGUCAGGGUCAGGGCGCAUUCCGACGCCGCCGCCAGUACAGGCGGCAGUACUCGUGUGCCGAACGUGAGGAUUCGCGCGAGAGUCGUGAGUCGUCGUCGCUGCGACGUUAUAAGGGCGAAAGCAUGAUUGCGAGCGAUUCAUUCAAUACGGAUAGUGCUAACUUCAUUAAUUGCGAGCAACAGCAUGAGAUGCAGCAGCAACAACAACAACAACAACAACAACAACAACAACAAACGCGCCAGCAACAUCGCCAACCGCACCAACAACAGCAGCGUGAACUAUCAAUGCUACAACAACAGCAAAAACAACCAAUGAUUGAUUGUUACUCACCAAUGGGUCGACGCAGUCAUUUCCACAUGAUGCACGAGGAGCGCUCAGCCUCCAUUUCGGAACGUUGCACACGUAGUCGCAUCAAUUCGGCCAUAUUUGUAUCGGCCGAGGGUGGCAUUGGAUUUGAUUCAAUCGAAUUCCUGCAGCGACACGGUUCGCAGAGCGUAUUGUGCCGUAAAGCGCGCAGCGCAGAGAACAUAACGGACAAUGAGCGGAAGCAAAGCUUUUCCGACAAUAAACGCACGUGGCGUAAUGGCGUGAACAGCAAUCACGAUCCGAAUGCGUCCAAGCAAGACGAUUGUGACGGCAGCGCUAUAGAGCUACGCGAAUGCCGAUCCAACGUCAACGGCUGUAAUGUCACUUGCGGUGGCGAGACGCGCACACUCUCGGUGCUCACUACCAAUACUAGCUGCGAUCAUCCCUCCACAUCCGCUGCGGCAGCCGCUUCACUGACCGUCACCAAUUUGAUUGUGGGUAGUAUUUCACUUGAGACACCACCUUCACACAUUAAAGAUGAAUUGCAUAACAGCAACAGUAAUGUGAGCAGCAAUAAUACAAGUACAGUCAACACAAUUGUCACUUUGGCCAAUGGUGAGAAGCGGCAGCGGCCGAACAACUUUACGGGUAUGUCAAAGAAAAGUUCCACCUCGCGCGACUCCAACGACACUGCCGAGGAGUUAGUACUCGUGCCAACUACAGUUGCCGCCAUAGCGGAUCUACCGGUGCCAGAAAUAACCGUUACAAACCGUUCACGCGCACUAGUGCGUCAACGUUCUUCGACCGCCUCCAUCUCGCCACAUCGCAGCCCGAAAACGCAUGCACUGAAACACGCGCGUCCAAAGAUCACCGCGCUGCCUAUGGUAUCGGUUUCCGGACCAUCACCACCACACGAGAAACCGCCGUCACAACAGGCGACAGAGUGCUUGUAACAAAUGGCAGCCGAAACAUUUAUUUAAGUUUGAGUGAAAGCAACGGUGGCAGCGAAGGUAGGAGGUGCAGUGGAAGAUUAACACUUAAAGAGCAGGCAAGCAGGCGGCGAACGGUUGGUGAUCGGGCGGUGACGUAGAGUGGUAGAUGUAGAGAUUAGGUAGUGGCAUAGCAGACGCGCCUGUCCUCUUGGGUCAAAAUUAAAAAAAAAAUGAAAUAAAACGCGAACACAAUGGAAAUCUGUCCUAUAUUCUUCCUAACUUUCAGCUGACGGUUUCACACUAACAAAUGUUUCGGCUACAAAUUGGCACUGUAUAUGGUGGGGUGUAACCGCAACCACGCGGAGUGGUGGUGACUAUCCAAAUUUAAAGAUCUUAAUUCUUAGUAAGCUCUAUUGAAAAUCGACUGAACUCAACUCGUUAAUAUUGAAAAUCAUUGAAAAUGCAUAUAAUAUACAUAUGUAUAUAUACUCUUCAUAUGAACAUAUGUACAUAUGCAUGUAACGUAUUUAUGAAUUUAAACUUGUAGACCUUAGUAUUAGUUAUAAGUUCCCUCAAAAUUAAGACCCGAGCCAUUGGAAAGUUGGCAGAAAGCUUUAACAAGUCACUUGAAUACUUUCAAGCUUUAAUAAUAUAAAUUAUUAUAAAUAAAUACUGUAUAAUUUUUAUCAUUAUUACCUUUUAUUAAUAUGUAUAAGCCCAGCUAUAGCACUAACAUGUGUAUAUGAAUAUAAUAUUAUAUAUACAUAGAUAUAUAUAUAUGUAUACUCCUAGUGUAUAUAAAACAAGAGAUUUACUCUGAAAAAAAAAUACAAAAAUCACAAAAAAAAUUAAAUAUUAUAUUGUAUUACAUGUAUAUGCUGCACAAAAAUAUGCAAGCCCAGUUAAUUUUUUGAUAUUUUUUUUUUAUAAUUUCCAUCUCUGUAACCCAUCUAAGUCGAGUUCUAUGACUUUUGCGCUGCAAACAAAAAAAAAAGCGUCACGAAGAAAAAGAAAUUGCUCGGA